Epinephelus fuscoguttatus (brown-marbled grouper) is the source of this 2692-nucleotide messenger RNA. It is a transcript of the gene ggnbp2, whose product is annotated as gametogenetin binding protein 2. Bases 127 to 2157 code for a protein of 676 amino acids. Gene Ontology annotation, cellular component: nucleus; cytoplasm. The transcript has 14 exons. NCBI's taxonomy places the organism in Eukaryota, Metazoa, Chordata, Actinopteri, Perciformes, Serranidae. The record is from RefSeq and is a predicted model, not a curated record.
AUCAGUAACGAAGAUUCCGCCACUGUAACAGCCUCACUCACGCAGUGUCGCGCUUGUUUAUUAUAUUUUAAGGGGAACUUACCGAAGCGGCGAGCUGCACCACGAAACACCAAACUGGAAGGAGUCAUGGCUCGACUGGUGGCAGUUUGCAGGGAAGGGGAAGAGGACUACCCAUUCCUCGCCAGGCAGAUCCCCCUGUAUAUUGAUGAUACUCUCACGAUGGUGAUGGAAUUUUCUGACAGUGUCAUGGACGUUGACAGCCAAGAGAUAAACACAUCCCAUUGGAAACAAUUCUCUGAGUAUCACUCCAAGUUGAAGCAACAGGACUUGAAUAUCGCCCUGAUGGUGACAUCCAGAGAGGUGUACGGUGCAUUAGCUCAGCUGGUUCCAUGCGUGGGCUGCAGGCGAAGUGUGGAGCGCCUCUUCUCGCAUUUAGUGGAGUCGGGGAACCCAGCCCUGGAGCCGCUCACAGUGAAACCCACGGGCAUGCUGUCCGUCACCAAAGCCUGUUUAACAGACGUAAAGAAGCUCUACACUCUCUUCUACGUUCACGGGUCAAAGUUGAAUGACAUGAUUGACGCCAUUCCCAAAAGUAAAAAGAACAAACGCUGCCAGUUACACUCCUUAGACACACACAAACCUAAACCUCUGGGGGGAAGCUGGAUGGAUGUGUGGGAGCUGAUGUCUCAGGAGUGCAGGGACGAAGUGGUGCUCAUUGACAGUGCUUGUCUCUUGGAGACAUUGGAGACAUACUUGCGUAAACACAGGUUUUGCACUGACUGUAAGAACAAAGUGCUGAGAGCGUACAACAUCCUGGUGGGGGAGCUGGACUGCAGUAAAGAGAAAGGGUACUGCGCCGCUUUGUAUGAGGGACUAUGCUGUUGCCCCCAUGAACGCCACAUCCACGUGUGCUGCGAGACUGACUUCAUCGCUCACCUUCUCGGCCGGGCAGAGCCUGAGUUUGCAGGAGGGUAUGAACGCAGAGAGCGACAUGCCAAGACCAUUGACAUUGCACAAGAAGAAGUCCUGACCUGUCUGGGUAUUCACCUCUAUGAGCGGCUGCACAGGAUCUGGCAGAAACUCCGAGCUGAGGAGCAGACCUGGCAGAUACUGUUCCAUUUGGGAGUUGAUGCACUACGCAAAAGUUUUGAGAUGGCAGUGGAGAAGAUGCAGGGGAUCAGUCGGCUCGAGCAGUUCGUCGAGGAGCUCUCCGAGGAGGAGAGAGCCAAAGAGCUGAAGCAGGAGAAAAAGAGGCAAAAGCGAAAAAACCGUCGCAAAAACAAGUGUGGCUUUGAUGCAUGUGAACAGGAGGGAGACGACAAGGAGAAGAAUCUGGACGAGGGUUCUCUUGAAUCUUGCAAGGUGUGUGGUAGCCACGAUGAGGAGGAGGAGGAGGCUGGACUGGAUCAGAGCGUCACUGCCAAUGGGAGCACUUCCUGUAGCUGCCCAGACAACACCAAGCCGGAUUUGUCGCCCCACAGCAAUGGUAGUGACUGCGGCUACUCAAGUAUGGAGGGCAGUGAAACGGGAUCACGGGAAGGUUCUGAUAUUUUCUGCUCUGAGGGAAUAUGCAACCAUGACGAUGCAGGAGAUGACUCAAACGCCCAUCGCUGUGCUGAAGACAAGGAGGAGGAUGGAAUAGACAGCUGUUUGGACUGCUGGCCACACUCUGUGGAAAACACUCAAUGCAAGAGUAAAAAGAAGAAAAGGAAGGGCAAAGGUUUAUGCAACGAUCAGGGACAGAAAGGUGACGGUUGUAUGUCAGAUGGGAACACAACGGGCAGCAGUCCACCGUCAGCGCACACUUGCCGAACCAAAGAAAUCUUUUCCUCCUUAUGUGGCGACACAUUUGCCAGCAUUGCACUGCGGUUACCGUGGACAGCACAUCAAAACAACCUGGGCCUUGAUGCGAGGUCUCCAGAGGCAAAUGCAAGUCUCAUGGAACUUCUGGAUGAUUCAGAAGUGACCUCAGAUGAGGAGAAUUGUCUGACACAAGAUGAAAUCCAGGCGUUUUUGGAAAGAAACCAGUCCUUCUACAACAACCGUCACCAGUACCGACAGCUCCUGAAAGAGAAGUUCACCAACUACUGCCGCUCCACCGAGCGGAGUAAGCCCGUCUGUGGGAAGUGGUUCACCACCACCACCAGUGUCAACUAACUGCACUAAUUUAAUUUCCCCUGGGGAAAACACAACACAACACUUGUGACCACUGCUGCAACAUCUUUUAGAAAAGAUACAGUUCUGAAGUACAUUUGGUGUCUUGAUCAGUCAAAUCUACUUUAAAGUAAAUGUGAUUCUUAUUUCUGUUGAUCAUCUGCCUCUUUCUCUCACUUGUACACACAAACACUUUUACAUCUCAUUUCUGGGACACUCUCACCUGUAAUUGUUCUCUUCGACCAAGCCUAGCUGUCUGUUGUUGGUCUCCUGUAGGGUCGUCGGGUAAGAGCACAGUGGAUUCAGUAAUCAAGCUUUGCAAGCUGUGACAUUAGGGUUACAUUGUAGGAGUCUUAUUUUCUGUUUUUGUUGGUUUCUUUUAUGUUUCUCUUUGGUGACACUUCAGUGUAGUGGUAAAGGUACCAUUGAAUGUGUACAGAAAUUCUAAAUAUAAAGAUUUUACAGAGAAUAAACAUCCAUUUGUAAUAAGGAUUUGGGUGUGACGUUAAGAGCGCAAUGUGCAAAAUUUACUAAAUAA